This is a messenger RNA of Capra hircus (goat), 1626 nucleotides long. RefSeq names its product probable bifunctional methylenetetrahydrofolate dehydrogenase/cyclohydrolase 2. The record is from RefSeq and is a predicted model, not a curated record. The transcript has 2 exons. The coding region runs from base 321 to 560 and encodes 79 amino acids. Lineage: Eukaryota; Metazoa; Chordata; Mammalia; Artiodactyla; Bovidae.
UUUAGACGCUUUCCUGUUUCCUCGCUAUGGGCACAUCAUCAGCGUGCCCAGUGCAAGAGAAACCAUGUCGCCGCCAGGCCAUUCCUCAAACUCCUGCCUUCCGACGCACGUGCUAGUCCAGCCUGGGGCUCGGGUCCUUCAACCCCGCCCCCGGCCCUGAACUCGGCUUCUAGCCCCGCCCCUGCAAGGUGCCCCCGGGAACCGUCGGCUGGUGGGACUCGCUCUCCCGCCGAGCCGGGUGGGGGCGGAGUCCGGCCUGGCGCUGUGAGGACCGGAGUGGCGGAGGUGGCGCCUCUGUGCGGGAGCCGGCAUUCGCGGCCAUGACAGUGGUGGCUCGCGGUUUCUGGCUGCUCCGCGGCCGCCUGGGCCGAGUGUCGGCGCUGAGCCGAAGCGCGGUGUCGCCCUUCGCGGCGCCAGGACCGGCGGGGCAGGCGUUCCGGGGCUUUCGGAGCGGCGGCGUGAGGACCAGCAGAGAGAAGAGAUUCCAUCUUCCAGAGGUCGCCACUGUCUGCCUCCCCACUUGUCCCCAUCCUCGGUCAUCUCUUUUAACACAUUAUUGACCAGAGAUAUAUUAAUAUGUCUUUUGUUACCCAAAUGUUAUUGACUGGAAAUAUAUCAAUAUCACUUGAUAACAAAUUGCUGGCCACAAGUGUUAGUGUCUGCAAAAAUCCCCCGGUCAAUAAUGAGUUAAUAUGUAGUGACACAUUAGUUGUGUAGUUAUUCAUAGUGAAUGUGGUUUAAAUUCUACAUUAUCCUCUUGACUUGAAAUUUGAGCCUUAGUGUUUUUCUUACUGCAGUGAAUCUUUGAGUUUGAUGAACUCUUUCCCUAAUGAUAUUGACUGUUUUCUUUUUUUUAAUAUGAAUUUAUUUGUUUUAAUUGGAGGCUAAUUGACUGUUUUCAAUUAACAGAUUUAUUACCAGUUUCUUGUAUAGAGCCUCAAAUGAAACAAAGUAUUUUUGAUUGUCUUUCAUAUCUUUGGCUAAUUAGAUACUUAUAAUGGAACAUAUAAAUACUUUUUUAGUAGAGAAUUUCAAGAAAUAGUGUUUAACAGAAUUUGAAAAUUACAAAAUUAUUAUUUAUUGUUAAAUAUUUAAUCUCAGAAUGGUUUCCCUUUAAAAUUUGCAGUGAGUUUUUCCCCCAUUUACUCAUGAUAAAAUAGAUUUAUUAAUUGAAAGAAAAUAUAUUUAAAUGUCAAGGAAAUAAGUGAAUAAGCCCCUUCUAUUUGUUACAGCUUAUUGUUUCUUGAAAUGAAUUACCUAAAAAGCCAAAAGGUUACAAAUAAAAAAUUCUUGGUGACUAAAUUUUCCCAAUUUUGCCUUGCUGUGUGAGAAGUUUACAAAUCAAAAUGUGCUUGGGUUGUAAAACAUCACAUGAGUCUGGCGCAGUGUUUUUAAGUGUAUGGAGCUGGGCAGCAGUCUAUCCCAUCUGGAGGCAAAGUUACAGAUUUUUAUGUUAAUGCCAUUCUUGAGGCAGAUUUUCGGGUAUCCUCCAACAGAGGCUUCCCCAAACCAUGCUUUACUACAUCAACUCAUUAAUUUUUUUAGAAUAAAAAACCUAUAUUUUUGGAGCUAGUAAGAGAUACUGGCUUAUGUUAUGUAAAUAAUCAUGUCUUAUAGGACUUCCUU